AUGCCAAUUUUAUCGGCUGAUUCUUUUUCGUUUCAUAUCUGUUUUUGCUUCUCUGUCGUCUCUCUCAGCGUUACUCUCGUCUUCAAGGAAAUAAAUGGCUUUAAGUAUACUCCCCACUACUUUUUGCUUCUUCAUUCCGUUUUUCUUUUUGAUUUCUUGUUAAAAACAUUCACAUUUUUCUUUCUUCUCUCCUUGGGAUGCCAUUUUUUUGUUCUCAUUUAUUUUUCUGAUUUUUUUUUCUUUUUCCUUUUUUUCUUUUUUUUUUUUCUUCUUCGUUUCUUUUUUUUUCUUUCUUCCUUUUUUUCUAUGUCCUUUUUUUAUUUCCUUAAUUUGUCAUUCACUGCUGCUAUUCGUCCAUCCCUUCAUUACGUCCUUCCACCCUUCUUUCUUUCUUUCUUUCUUUCUUUCUUUCUUUCUUUCUUUCUUCGUCAGUUAUCUCCUUAUUUUAUAAUUCACUACUUCUCUUCCAUAUUUCUUGUUUUUUUUCUUUCUUUUGCAUCCUUAUUUUUUAUUGGCUCCUUCCUUCCUCCUCUCCUUUUAUUCAUUCUUUCUUUCUUACGUUUGUUCUGUUCUUUUUUGUUUCCUGACGUAUUUAUUCAUUCCUGCUAUUCCUUCUCCUAUUCUUUCUUUCUUUCUUUGCUUCUUUCUUCUUUCUUUUUCCUUCUUUUCUUUCUUUCUGCUUCUUUCUUUACUUCUUUCUUUCUUUCCUUCCUUCCUGUUUCCUUUCUUUCUUUCUUUUAUAUCCUUAUUUUUUCACUCAUUCCUUCGUCAUUUCCUUCAUUACUUCAUUCUUUCUUUCUUUUUUUUUUUGUAUCUCCUUAUUUGUUAUUCGCUCCUGCAAUAUCUUUGUGUCUUUCCUUCCCAUUCGUUUUCUCUAUUUUCUCUAUUUUCUUUCUUUCUUUCUUUCAAUUAUUCGUUUAUUUAUUUAUUUCAGUCAUAUUCUUUCUUUUCUUUUUAUUAAUUUUCCCACUUUACACUAACUUCCCCUUUUUUUCCUCUUUUACUAUAUUUUAUUUUUAUUUUUUCUUCGGCCUUCCUUUUCAUUCUUUUCUAACUUUUUUCUGUCUUUCCGUCUUUGUUUCUUUGGUCCUUUGCAUUGAGAUUUUUACUUAUUCAUCUUCUUCCUACGUUGCCUUCACCUUUUCUUCUUUCUUUCAGCCUACUCGCUUUGUCCUCUUCAGCUUUUCUUUUCACGCUCUUCUUUCUUUUUUCUUCCUUUCUUUCUUAUUCAUCGUCUUCUUUUUUUCUUUUUAUCAUUUUUCUUUCGCAUAUUAUAUUAAAGUUUUCUUUUUUCUUUCUUUCUUAUUCAUUGUGUCCUUUCUCCUUUCUUUUUCUUUCUUUUUCCUUCUAUUCCAUCUUUCUUUCUUUCUUUCUUUCUUUCUUUCUUUCUUUCUUAUUGUAUUCUUGUUCCCCAUCUUCUUUGUUUGUUUUCUGCUUUCUUUCUUUCUUUCUUUCUUUCUUUCUUUUUUGGUUAAACUUACUUUCUUUUUCAUUUUUCUUCCUUUAUUUUUACUCUUUCUUUUGUUUUCUUCCCACUUUCUAUUUUCUUCUGUUCCCGGCAUUUUUCAGUCAAACUUUCCAAUGAUUCUUUAA
Acanthosepion pharaonis is the source of this 1593-nucleotide messenger RNA. NCBI's taxonomy places the organism in Eukaryota, Metazoa, Mollusca, Cephalopoda, Sepiida, Sepiidae. The record is from the annotation of a GenBank genome assembly.